Messenger RNA from Drosophila innubila, 1340 nucleotides. RefSeq names its product SPARC (gene SPARC). Gene Ontology annotation, molecular function: protein binding; calcium ion binding; collagen binding. Gene Ontology annotation, biological process: anatomical structure development. The transcript has 4 exons. The coding region runs from base 12 to 1016 and encodes 334 amino acids. Lineage: Eukaryota; Metazoa; Arthropoda; Insecta; Diptera; Drosophilidae. The record is from RefSeq and is a predicted model, not a curated record.
UCAAUUGUCGGAUGCCGUCGCGUUUGGAUCGUAAUUCAGGGAUAAUAAAUAAAAAUAAUUCUAUUUUUCAGUGGAGAAGAAUUGGUAGAAAGAUGCGUUCAAUUUGGCUGCUGCUCUGUUUGGGGCUCCUGGCCGUGUCAUCUCAAGUGCACGCUGAGGAGACUAAUUUGGAGGAUAUCCUAGAAGAUAUUGACUUGGAAGAUAUUGCCGAGUUUGAUGAUAACGAUGAGGAAUAUUUGCGUCUGCUCGAGGAGAAGGCCAAGAAUCAAGAUGUGGAUCGGGAGAACGAAUUGGCCCAAAAAUUGGCGGAUGUGCACCAUAACAUACUGAACCCCGUGGUGGAGAUCGAUCCCUGUGAGACAAUGCACUGUGGUGCCGGUCGCAUUUGUCAGCUGAACAAGGAGAAACCCGAGUGUGUCUGCAUUCCCGAGUGUCCCGAGGAGUCCGAUGCCCGUCGUCAUGUCUGCACGAACAAGAACGAGACUUGGCCUUCGGAUUGUGCCGUCUACCAGCAACGUUGUUGGUGUGACAUCAAGGAUCCUGGUUGCCUUGAUCCGACUAAUGCUCAUCUGCACAUCGAUUACUAUGGCGCGUGUCACGAGUCCCGUGUCUGCGAUGGCGAGGAUCUCAAGGACUUCCCUCGCCGCAUGCGCGACUGGCUCUUCAACGUGAUGCGGGAUCUGGCGGAGCGGGAUGAGCUGACGGAUCAUUACAUGCAAAUGGAACUGGAGGCGGAAACAAACAAUUCACGUCGUUGGGCCAACGCAGCCGUAUGGAAAUGGUGUGAUCUCGAUGGGGACACCGAUCGCUCCGUCUCCCGUCACGAACUGUUUCCCAUUCGUGCUCCUCUGGUCUCUCUGGAACAUUGCAUUGCUCCGUUCCUCGAGUCGUGCGAUUCCAACAAGGAUCAUCGCAUCACAUUAAUCGAAUGGGGCGCCUGCUUGGAACUCGAUGCCGAGGAUCUUAAGGAGCGUUGUGACGAUGUCCAGAAUGCGGUUCCACAUUUGCUAGGCUAGCCGAAACUUUGAUACAGAGCUGGAGUAAAAUCGAUGCUAUCGAUAUAUAUUAUCGAUGUUUUUCAGCUUUACUCUGAUACCAAUUUGAAUAUCUAGUAAUGUAAAUGUACAUCAAAAUAUCGAUAUAUGUUAACUAAUUUAAUUCGAUUUUUUGCUUGCCGAUGAAUCGAGUGCAAUUAAUCGAAAUUCAUAAAAAUCUGCUUCCUUGCAAUUCAGCACUUCUGUAAAACUACAUCGAUUAAACGAUAACUUUCAACUAAUUAAAUAGAGUGAAAUAAAUCGAAAAUCAAGAAAAAAAAUCUGCCUAUUGGAAUUCAUUUCAAA